This is a messenger RNA of Ipomoea nil (Japanese morning glory), 1327 nucleotides long. RefSeq lists its product as uncharacterized. NCBI's taxonomy places the organism in Eukaryota, Viridiplantae, Streptophyta, Magnoliopsida, Solanales, Convolvulaceae. Gene Ontology annotation, cellular component: cytoplasm; nucleus. The coding region runs from base 192 to 1145 and encodes 317 amino acids. Gene Ontology annotation, molecular function: protein binding. The record is from RefSeq and is a predicted model, not a curated record. The transcript is spliced from 2 exons.
AGGGGCUAAAUUCAGUUAACCCGGCCCACACCCAACAAUUGAGAUGAUUCCAAAUGCAGAAACCACCAAAUGUUUCUGUGAUUACAAAGAACUUUGAAAGUCAUGUUCUUUGGAAUCAUCAAAAAAUUGUCACUUUGCAGAUAAAUAUGCAUUUCCACAAUCAACCAUCCAGAACUAGAAGAAAUUAAACAAUGCCAUCAUCAUCAACAUCAUCAUCAUCAGGAGUAAAGGUGCGCGAUUUGAUCGCAGAAUGUUUAGCCGAAGCUGCAUCGGAUGCAGAAGAGAAUCAACACAAAGCUCUGCAGAAUUUGGUUGCCAUCACCAAAGUGAGCCCUCAGAAUCGCAAUUUGGUUGCUCAAGCAGAAGGCGCGAUACCUCGACUUCUAGGCCUGUCCAAGUCCUCUUCGUCCUCCAUCACGGUCCAGCUCCUGGCGCUCUCCACGCUCUUCAACCUCUCCCUGAACCCCAACCUGAAGAAGUGUCUAGCAGAUAUGGAGUCCAUCACAUUCCUCAACUCCCUCAUCCUCUCACAGGGCUCCGAAGACUGCUGCAAAAUCGCAGCAUCUGUGGUGUGCAGCCUGGCAAUGCUGGACAAGAACAAGGCUAAGUUUGGCGUGGCGGGGAGCAUCGAGGCACUCACAGAGGCGAUCUCGAGGCCACGUUGCCAGGCUUCCCACCACCUCCUCAGCUCCCUGGCAGAGCUAGUCCAGUUCCAGGGAAACUGCACAGUGGCUGUGAGAUCAGGAGCCAUCCCAGUCCUGCUGAAGCUAGUCGAGAGCUCUGACAACGAGGAUCUCUCGGGGACUUCUCUCGCGAUACUGUCCCUUCUCGCCAGGUUCGAUGAAGGGCUGGGGGCUCUCAAGAAGACAGAGCAGAUUGUUGGGUCGAUGCUGGAGAUCUUGAAGGGGAGGUGCAUGCUUAGCAAGGAGGGAGCUGCAGAGAUUCUUGUGAGGCUUUUUGAUGAAAGUGAAGGGUGUAUCAGGGAUGCUUUGAGGCUGCCAGAAUUCUCUUUUGUGUUAGCUGAUCUUUCAGUUAGAGGAUCAGGAAGAACAAGAGAGAAAGCGAGCUUGUUGAUGAAGAAGUUGAUGGAAGCUAACCAGGAUAAUGAUGCUUAUCCUGAUGAAGAUAAAUACUUCCAAUGGUAGACUGAACUGCCCUUUUAAUUUCUUUUAUGGAGAAUAUUCAAACUUUUUUUUUUUUUGUGUGUUAGACCAUGAGGAAUCUGAGCUGGGCUUAACUAUAGUGUUGACCAUAAUCAAACGCAUGAUCUUCUAGUAUGAUAAUUAUGUUCAUUUACAUGCUUAUACACUAGUGAUCUUCUGGUACU